Messenger RNA from Gekko japonicus, 2828 nucleotides. It is a transcript of the gene ADGRE5, whose product is annotated as adhesion G protein-coupled receptor E5. The record is from RefSeq and is a predicted model, not a curated record. NCBI's taxonomy places the organism in Eukaryota, Metazoa, Chordata, Lepidosauria, Squamata, Gekkonidae. Gene Ontology annotation, molecular function: G protein-coupled receptor activity; calcium ion binding. Gene Ontology annotation, biological process: adenylate cyclase-activating G protein-coupled receptor signaling pathway; cell surface receptor signaling pathway. The coding region runs from base 1 to 2688 and encodes 895 amino acids. Gene Ontology annotation, cellular component: membrane. The transcript has 20 exons.
AUGGCGGGAAUGAAAAUAAACUAUCAGAAGACGAAAAUGAUUAUGAAAAAUAUGACAUUGAAACAAAGACUUGAAACUACAGAGUUGAUUGGAUUUCAACUGGAGAAGAAAAUCAAAUAUUUGGGUGUUAAUAUUACAGUGAAAUGUAGCUCCCUGAUGAAAGACAAUUAUAACAAAGUGAUGCAAGACAUUAAAAAGGAUUUAGAGAAAUGGAAAAAAUUGCAAGUAUCCCUAAUGAGCAGAAUAGCAAUUUUGAAAAUGAACUUUUUACCACAACCCACCAACCAUAACAAAACCCUUUCCUGUCCAGAAGGAUAUGGCCCUUGCAUUUCUUUGAGCUGUGAUGAAUGCUCCGAGGAACCUGGAAGCAAGGUCGUGUAUGUGGGUUAUGAUCAUGAAGAAAAUGAAGAAAAAUGUUGCUGUGAUAUCAACGAGUGCCGAGAUCCUGCCAAAUGUGGGAAAAGUGCCAGGUGCCACAACACUUAUGGAAGCUACAACUGCAAAUGUGUCGAAGGAUUCCAGUCCAGCACUGGGGAUGUCAUCUUCAAGAAUGCCAGUGAGGUCACAUGCCAUGAUAUCAAUGAGUGCCUAGGGCCUAACAAAUGUGGAAGUCAUACUGAGUGUGAGAACACCUCUGGGAGCUACACCUGCCACUGCAGAGCUGGAUUCCAGGAAGACUUCAGGAGUGGCAGUAUGUCUGCAUGCACUGACAUUGAUGAGUGCCAGCAAAAUGCCUCCAUCUGUGAACCCAAUGGAAGUUGCAUCAACAGUAUGGGGGAUUACCUGUGUAAAUGUAAGCCAGGAUUUGGAAAGAGCUCAAAGGAUGAUAGAAAGAUAUGCAAAGAUAUUGAUGAGUGUCGCUCAAACCCGUGUAGCGAGGGUGCCAAAUGCGUAAACCAUGAAGGGGGAUUUCGGUGCUCAUGCGUACCUGGAUAUAUCGACUACACUGAAGUUACCCGUGAGGGUAAAACAAAGAGCAGUUGCAAGCGAUCCCCCUGUUCAGCAUCUUCAAACAGUAACUGCUCAAAUGAACAGACAUUCAUCUGCAACUUUACAGCACAGUUGGAUAGCAUCUGCAAUUCAUCACUGAGUUCACAGAACCAUACGGAUAAAGAGAAACUCCUGAAGGAUAUGCUGAAUCUGCUGGAUGAUCGAGUGAGCUCACUUGCAUCGAAUAAUGAAAGCAAGGAGGAAAAACACCACAGAGCCACUGAACUGAUGAGAGAGGUAGAGUCUUGGCUCAGAAAUAUUGCGGUCACCCUGGCCAAUGAGCCCAUAAGCAUUGAGACCAGCAAAGGCACAGAAUUGGACAUGGAGAUCAGGACAGCCGGAAACCACAGUCAGCGCUCAGCAUUGCUAUCUCAGAAUGGGACGCAAAUGGAGCUAAGCUGGGAUGUUGCAAACAGAGAAGACAAAGCCGUCAGUCUGAUAGGCCUGCUCUCCUACCAAGACCUUGGGCCUCUUCUGACUGGAGCUCCUAUUGAUGGGAGUGAAGGGGAGGCAGACCAGCCCAUCACUCAAGUAAUACUGUCCAAGGUAGCAGCUGCCUUUGUAGGCCACAAAAACACCGUGUCCUUGAAUAUCCCUGUGAAUUUUACAUUCAACCACCUGGAAGCUGUACAUCCUCCCAGUUUCUCCUUGGGCAAAAAGCUUGAACAGAGACUGAUUUGUGCCUUCUGGGAGCCCAUCAGUGGGGGCUGGUCUACCAAAGGCUGCCAACUUCUGGAAUCCAGUGGCAACAGCACCCGCUGCCAGUGCGACCACUUGACCAGCUUUGCUGUGCUUAUGGCCUUCUAUGAAGUGGAGGACCACAGACUGGUUGUCAUCACCAGGAUCGGGCUGGUUGUCUCUCUGAUCUUCUUGUUCCUCUCCAUCCUCACCUUCCUGUUUUGUCGCUCCAUCCGAGGCACCCGCACCACCAUCCACCUCCACCUUUGCUUGGCACUCUUUGCUGCCUAUGCCAUCUUCCUGGUGGGUGCUGGGAACACUGCCAAUAAGACAGCGUGUGCUAUAGUGGCUGGGCUGCUGCACUACUUUUUCCUGUCCGCUUUCUGCUGGAUGUUGCUAGAAGGUGUGGAGCUCUACUUGAUGGUAGUUCAGGUCUUCAGAACCCACAGUCUCAAGCACUGGCACCAUAUACUUGUGGGAUAUGGACUCCCAGCCAUCAUGGUGGGAAUUGCAGCGGCCAUCGACCAUCGAGGCUAUGGCACCAAGAAUAACUGCUGGCUCUCAAUGGAACGUGGGUUUCUGUGGAGCUUCUUGGCACCUGUCUGCCUCAUCAUCCUGAUCAAUGCCAUUGUCUUCGUGGUUACUAUCUGGAAACUUACUAAGAAAUUUGCAGACAUCAAUCCUGACACGAGUCAACUAAAAAAGCAGAAGGUACUUGUAAUCACAGCCAUUGCCCAGCUCUGUAUUUUGGGCACCACCUGGAUCUUUGGCAUGUUUCAGUUCAGUGAUCACAGCCUUGUCAUGUCCUACAUCUUCACCAUCCUCAACAGCUUCCAGGGGCUCUUCAUCUUCGUCCUGCACUGUCUGCUCAAGAAACAGGUGCGUGAUGACUACUGCCGAUUGCUUUGCCGGCACAGAAGUGGCAAGCCCCAAAGUAGUGACAAGUAUACAGAGUUCAAUUCUACAGGGACUUUCAACACAUUACGGCCACAGAAGUCUUCUCGAGAAUCUGGAAUAUAGCAAUGUCUCCUGAAGUGUGUUCCCAGACUGCAACUUUGCACAUGAUAAAUACAUCCCAUCAUUCCAGUAGCCUUUCCUCUGGUGGAACUACGCACUGCUACAGGCCUGCUGCAGCAAGGACAAUAGAAGGGCAUAGAGGC